CGAGGAUGUCAAUUCAGACGUCUCUCUCGUUCUUUGUUUUCAUGAAGUCUUCGUGUCUUGUGAUUUGUAUUAUCAUCAGGGAGGAUUUUGAUUUCUGCCUGACGAGGGUUCAAUUAGAUGAGAUUCAGCUGUGACAAGUCUCAUCUUGUCAUGCUGCAUGUUCUAGGGUUGGGCAUCUGCAGAAUCGACUGUCGUUCUUUUGUCCUGUUUGUUACUGAAUUUGUCGUUCUAUUGUCCUGUUUGUUACUGAAGAGUUGCCAUUUGCAACAGUAGGGGCACGAAUCCGAGAGUAUUGUGGAAUGUCCCAGCGCAUCGAGGAGCAGUUACUUUUACUUGACCUGAUGUUGGCCCAUGCUGCACUAGCAACCCUCUGUGUAGGGCUGGUCUCUGCAACAGUCGUCUGCCCAGAUGGGAAUGAGUGUCCAGACCAGAACACCUGCUGUUUGACCAAGGAAGGAUUUGGCUGUUGCAGCAAUCCCUCUGCUGCCUGUUGUUCGGACCAGUUGCACUGUUGCCCAGCUGGCUACCGCUGUGGUGAAGAAGCUCAGUCAUGUGUAAAAGACGGCCUGCCAUGGUUCAGAAUGCCGUGGCCAAUGAACUCACCAGCGAAGGAGCCUGAAACUGGCCCUCGCAAGCUGUCCCUUCUUAAUUCUGAUACAAACACCAUUCAGGAGAAGCCUUCAGACCUGUCUGUGGUAUGGUGUAACCAUAACCAUACCGCUCAUUGCCCUGAUGGUACAACAUGCUGCCUAAGCCCUUAUUUUGGCUGGGGCUGCUGUAACCACCCACUUGCGCAGUGCUGCAGUGAUGGCAUCCACUGCUGUCCACGUGGCUACUACUGUGACAGCACCUCUACCCAGUGCCUGAAAAUGAGUCAGCGCAGACCUGGCACCUACGUGAGGGGAGACACCAACAUCCAUGCAUAGAGCAACCGUGAUGCUGCAACACUGUUAUGGGUCUCAUGUGCAGAACUUCACAUCAGUGGGAUUCAUCCAUCAGCACUCAGAAUGUACACUGCUCACUGUCUGUGAUGGUCUGCCGAUGCACUCUGUUCAGUGUUAGCUUCAUAAUAAGUAAAACAAAUAAAUAAAAUCAUAAGGUUCAUAU
Sardina pilchardus (European sardine) is the source of this 1107-nucleotide messenger RNA. It is a transcript of the gene grna.2, whose product is annotated as granulin a, tandem duplicate 2. The coding region runs from base 300 to 926 and encodes 208 amino acids. Gene Ontology annotation, cellular component: extracellular region. The record is from RefSeq and is a predicted model, not a curated record. Lineage: Eukaryota; Metazoa; Chordata; Actinopteri; Clupeiformes; Clupeidae. The transcript is spliced from 4 exons.